AUGAUAGUCAAUGCUAAUUUGAUGUUGAUGGUGGUCUUGCUAAGGGCCGGAACAUUGCCAGUGGUGAGUCCUGAGCGUUACCCCUACAUGGCGCAAAAGUUUUGGGGAAAAUUAGAUUGUGAUAAGUAUAAUCUACCAAUAAAUACGAUGUGGAUUCAAAGAGAUAGCUGUGAAGACAAUAAACGAUUCAAGUGCAAAAGAGGAUAUGUAUCACAAGUUCAAACAACUUGUAAAAACGAAGUCUGGAUUUUGGAACCAGCUUGUCAAGAGUGUACACAAGGUGUGAAUAUCACUAACUCUGAUGAUGUAACAGAAUCUAGAAUAUUUGGUGAAGAUUUUAGUUUUAACUGUUCAGUUGGCUACACUAAGAAUGGUGAGACGGGUACUCUGAGGUGUGGUGAAAAUGGUAUGUGGCUAGAACAACAAGCUUGUCAAGCUGUAGAGUGUCCACAAGGUGUGAAUAUCACUAACUCUGAUGAUGUAACAGAAUCUAGAAUAUUUGGUGAAGAUUUUAGUUUUAACUGUUCAGUUGGCUCCACUAAGAAUGGUGGGACGGGUACUCUGAGGUGUGGUGAAAAUGGUACUUGGAUAGAACAACAAGCUUGUCAAGGAUGUUACAAGUUUUUGAAUAAAACAUGUUUAGCACCGAGUUUCUUUUACUAUGAUGAUUACACGUCAACUGAAGAUGACCAAUGUGAUGAAGAUUGUAAUUCUAUUACUGGGUGUACCGCUUCAUUAUAUGAAAGCAAUAAUUGUAAUUUUUACACAGCUCCGAUCAUCUUUGUGUCAUAUGAUCUAGAUCUAAAUCAAUGCAUUGAAAAGUGUAAGGAGAGGAGUGACUGUGUAACAUUGAACUUAAAGACAGGUAUUAGCAAUGAAUGCUUUUUAUUUAACGUUACCCUGGCUGAACUACCUGAUGGUUCGACAACUGAAAAUGACAGAUGUACCAUAGUAGAAAAAAUAUGUUAA
Molecule: messenger RNA, 969 nt
Organism: Lottia gigantea (owl limpet)
Lineage: Eukaryota; Metazoa; Mollusca; Gastropoda; Lottiidae
Exons: 5
Coding region: 1-969 (322 amino acids)
Source: RefSeq, a predicted model, not a curated record